UCGUGGCAGCCGGGCAAAAGGGCUGCAGUGAGCAGCGUUACUGGUAGACCACAACACCAUCCGACCGACAACCAUUGAAGUAACAUACAAUCACCAUGCGAUAGAUGCAACGAGCAUAUAGUAGUAGAGAAGCUCGCUAGAACAGUGUAGAGUCAGGACAUGGCGAGGAUGCUACAGCUGAAGGCGCCCAAUCUUGGGCCGCUCAACAAACCGCUGCGCUGGAUGGGCCGUCAACUCCCACCCCUCAACUUCAUCAGCGUACAUUGGGCCUACUUUUGCAUUGUAUGCCUCAAUGCGGCCUGGAUCUUCUACGUCAGCAACACCGAAACCAAGGUCACCUUCACCGACAGCCUCUUCUUAUCCGUCUCGGCAAUGACCGAGGCUGGUCUCAACACUGUCAAUCUGUCGGAGCUCAACACGUUCCAGCAGUUCAUCUUGUUCUUCUUGAUCAUUCUAGGCUCGGCCAUCUUCGUCUCAGCGUGGAUAGUACAGGUACGUAAGGUCACGUUUGAGCGUAAGUUUCGUGAUUUCCUUGCGGCGCAGCGCAGGCGGCGGGAGCGGAGCAGGAGCAGGUCAAGGGUAAGGGCAAGAACAUGGUCGAGGCGCAGGUCGGGAUCAGCAACGAGAGGCGUCGAGGCUGGCAAGGCGUUGGAGGAGAAGGAUCACUUGGAACCUGCGACCGAAAACCAGUCCAUUACCGGCAACGAGACCGGACAGAUACCUAGGCAAUACAGCGCUUUAGACGGAAUUGUUGACGCUGAGGGAAGAGGACGCGACAUGACUCCUCCUGCGCGCAGAGGCGGGGCGGAAAUGAACGACAACGCAGUGUCUGAUGGCGAGGAAGAAACUCUGCCAGGAGACAACGCGUCAUCCAAUCGCGGGCCCACCCCUGGAAUAACGUUUGCGGGCGACACUCGAUUUGGGCCAACUUCUCCUAUCCAAGACGGCAUGUUGCAGCCUCGUCGUCGUCGCAACAGCAACAUCUUCAACUUCCAAGGUGUUGGCGCACGGCCCGAUGCUAACCUGAGUCCGACCACCCCAAGCCAGCCGACAUCGACCGCUGGACAACCUGCUAACAUGCCCGCUCAACCGCACGGCAGGAGCCUGGGCGACAUCAGCCAAUACUUCGAAUCUGCCACCGGCUGGAUUGCGAGAAACAGUCAGUUCCACGGCCUGUCGGAGAAGGAGCGCGAGAAGCUCGGCGGCUGCGAGUACCGCGCCAUCUCCCUGCUUUCUUGGCUUGUACCGGUGUACUUUGUACUGUGGCAAUUCCUCGGUGCCAUCGGAUGCGCCGCGUGGGUUGCUCACAACGCCGCGAGCACCGCACGCAUGAACGGACUCAAUCCAUGGUGGGUGGGUGCCUUCAAUGCCGUCUCCGCGUUCAACAACUCCGGCAUGAGCCUUCUCGACGCCAACAUGACGGCAUUCCAGCGCAGCUACUACAUGCUCAUCACCAUGUCCAUGCUCAUCCUGGCCGGCAACACGUGCUACCCCAUCUUCCUGCGUCUUAUCAUAUGGUGCAUGUGGAAGUUUGUAACCUCCGGUCUGUUCAAAGGCGAAGAGUGGGACGAACGAGCCCAGACUCUCCGCUUUCUACUCGACCAUCCCCGCCGCUGCUACACCAACCUAUUCCCCGCACAGCACACUUGGUGGCUGCUCUUCGCCCUCGUUAUGCUAAACGGGAUCGACUGGGCUGCGUUCGAGGUGCUUAAUAUAGGCAACAGCCAGCUCAACUCGGGUCUACCGACCAACAUCCGCGUCAUCGACGGCCUCUUCCAAGCCUUUGCCGUCCGAAGCGGCGGCUUCUACGUCGUCGCUAUUCCCAGCGUGCGCAUCAGCCUACAAGCCCUCUACGUCGUAAUGAUGUACAUCUCCGUCUACCCCGUCGUCAUCACCAUGCGCAACAGCAACGUCUACGAGGAACGCUCGCUGGGCAUCUACGCUGAAGAUCAAGAAGACGAUGACGAGGACAAGGACGGCGCGAAGUCGGAGACUGGUAACGUCAUGGCUACAGGUACGGCAAACAGCGACGGCUUCUUCCUCCGCCGCGCCAAGACCAUCCGCUCCACCAUCCUCCCCACCAAACCUGGAGAAAGCAAUAGUCACUUCGUGCGCCACCAGCUCCGCGCCCAACUCGCUCACGACGCGUGGUGGAUCGUGCUCGCUCUCAUCCUCAUCAUGAUCAUCGAAAACCCACUCUUUGUUGAAAACCCAUCCGUCUUCAGCGUUUUCAACUUCCUUUUCGAGAUCGUUAGCGCUUACGGCUGCGUGGGCAUCUCAGUGGGCUUGCCAUGGGCGGCUUACAGUUUCUGCGGGAGCUGGCAUACAUUGAGUAAGUUGAUCCUGUGUGCGGUCAUGUUGCGGGGCAGGCAUAGGGGUUUGCCGGUUGCGAUCGAUCGGGCCGUGCUGCUGCCUGGGGAGGAGACGUGGAGGGCUGAGGAAGAGGAUGGAAGGAUUAGGAUUGCUAGGACGAUGAGUAGGGGGAGAGGGGAGAUGGCGGUUUGAGAGCAAUGUCUUCUCUGUGGAUCCGUUCCGUCGGGCGCCCCGCAGAGACGCUGGAGUGAUCGGGAUGGCAGUUAAUCAGGAAUUUAGCGUGGCGUUCGGCGAGAUGAUGGGCUGCUGGAUAGGCGCCCUGCUUGCUUUCAUUCAUGGUAGUUGG
Molecule: messenger RNA, 2659 nt
Organism: Baudoinia panamericana UAMH 10762
Lineage: Eukaryota; Fungi; Ascomycota; Dothideomycetes; Mycosphaerellales; Teratosphaeriaceae
Exons: 3
Coding region: 160-2505 (781 amino acids)
Biological process (GO): potassium ion import across plasma membrane; intracellular potassium ion homeostasis
Cellular component (GO): plasma membrane
Molecular function (GO): high-affinity potassium ion transmembrane transporter activity
Source: RefSeq, a predicted model, not a curated record